Messenger RNA from Tyto alba (common barn owl), 2972 nucleotides. RefSeq names its product ferredoxin reductase (gene FDXR). The record is from RefSeq and is a predicted model, not a curated record. Gene Ontology annotation, cellular component: mitochondrion. The transcript has 12 exons. NCBI's taxonomy places the organism in Eukaryota, Metazoa, Chordata, Aves, Strigiformes, Tytonidae. The coding region runs from base 53 to 1501 and encodes 482 amino acids. Gene Ontology annotation, biological process: ubiquinone biosynthetic process.
GGCGGGGCGACGGCGGGCGGCGGCGGCGGCGGCGGCGGCGGCGGCAGCCGGGAUGGGACCGGGCGUCGCGUGCUGGAGGGGCGGUGGCGUCCCGCGCGGUUUCAGGCGGUGGCUGGCCUCGGCUGCCCCCGCUCCCCGCGUCUGCGUGGUGGGCAGCGGGCCCGCCGGGUUUUACACGGCUCAGCACAUCCUCAAGCACCACGGCGGGGCCCAGGUGGACAUCUAUGAGAAGCUGCCCGUUCCCUUUGGGCUCGUCCGUUUUGGGGUGGCCCCGGACCACCCUGAAGUGAAGAACGUGAUCAACGCCUUCACGCAGACGGCGCGCUCGGAGCGCUGCGCCUAUUACGGAAACGUCACCGUGGGGAGGGACGUCACGGUGGCAGAGCUGCGGCAGGCUUACCACGCCGUGGUGCUGAGUUACGGCGCUGAAGAUAACCGGGUCCUGGGGAUCCCAGGGGAGAACCUCUCUGGCGUUUAUUCGGCCCGAGCAUUCGUAGGCUGGUACAAUGGGCUGCCCGAGAACCGGGAUCUGAAGCCUGACCUGAGCUGCGAGACGGCGCUGAUUCUGGGUCACGGGAAUGUGGCGCUGGAUAUUGCCCGGGUCCUCCUGUCCCCGCUGUGUCUUCUCAGGAAGACAGACAUCACUGACGGCUCCCUGGCAGCUCUCGCCUGCAGCAAGGUGAAGCGUGUCUGGCUGGUUGGGAGGAGGGGACCUCUCCAAGUUGCUUUCACUAUCAAGGAGCUGCGGGAGAUGAUAAAUCUGCCUGGUGCCAGACCUGUCCUGGACCCUGCUGACUUCACAGGCCUCGAAAGUGCUGUUAAAGAUGCCCCCAGGCCCAGGAAGCGACUGACUGAGCUGAUGAUCAAAACAGCCCUAGAGAAGCCUGGGGAGGAGAAGAUGGAGGCGCAGGCAGCAGCCCCCAGGGAGUGGGGGCUGAAAUUCCAGCGCAGCCCCCAGGAGGUGCUGCCCACCGCUGACGGGAGGCGGGCGAGGGGCGUCCGCCUGGCCCUGACCCGCCUGGAGGGCUCAGGUGACUCCGCCAAAGCCAUCCCCACUGGAGACGUGGAGGAGCUGGAGUGCGGGCUGGUGCUCAGCAGCAUUGGCUACCGGAGCCUGCCCCUGGACCCAGUGGUACCCUUCGACACCCAGCGCGGCAUUAUCCCCAACAGCUCGGGCAGAGUGGAGGGUGUCUCAGGUCUGUACUGCAGCGGGUGGGUGAAGAGAGGACCCACGGGCGUGAUCAUCACCACCAUGAACGACAGCUUUGACACUGCCCAGUCUGUGCUGGAGGAUCUCCAGAUGGGUGUGCUGGACGUGUCCAUCCCCAGAGAAGGCUUUGGGGCUGUGGAGAGCAUCCUGCGCAGCCGAGGGGUCCGUCCUGUUUCCUUCUCGGACUGGGAGAAGAUAGAUGCUGCUGAAGUGGCAAGAGGCAAAGCUGCUGGCAAACCCCGGGAGAAGAUAGUGGAUCCUCAGGAGAUGCUGCAGCUGAUUGGUCACUAAAGCAGCAGCAUUGGGAACGUGGUGCUGGUCCAGCUGGCCGUGCCAGCGGGUUACAGAUGGGGUCUGGGAGCACGGGGUUUGUGCCUGGGGCUAGUGGCUGCUCUGGGGAGGUGUGUGACACUUGAGCCUCUCUAGUAAUGAUGAACUCUGCGUUCCCAAAGUGAAUGUCUCAAAACAUCAGGCUGCUGGCUGGCCCUGCAUCUCUGCAGCCAGCUGCCACUCCUGGGGGAGUUGCUCGUCAUUCGUGUCCUUCGAGCACUAAUGAACUGGCCGGUGCAGGUGAGGGGAGAUGUGCAGCUGGCAGGAUCCCCGGCCGGGCACUGUCCCCAUGGCAAGCCGCACAGAGAAACCUCCUGGUGUCUUGCUGCCUCCCCCCUUUAAGCCUCAAGCCAAAUGGCUUCGUUGCCUUGUCAUUCGUGCCCAAGCAGGCUUCUUUUAAUCACUGUUUUUUAAAUAAAUCCUUCCAGGAAAGCCAAAUUGGACCUGCUGCUUGAGUCUGGCUUCUUUGUCUGUGACUGACUUAAUCUCGGAGCAGCCAGCCGAGCACCGCGUCUCCUCUCCUGCGACGUGUCCCAAGGCAAUGCAGCUCCUCGUGCAGGGAGGGACUGUUUGCUCUCCGCUUGGUGUGAGCUCUAAACAGACAGACAAGGGCAUUAACUUGCCUUCUGCCUCCCACAGUUAAACCCCGUCAGAGCCUGGGUCCAGGCUUGUGGCGUGGAUUAGGAUAACAAGCGUGUAAUUGCCUUGUUCUGGAUCACGAGGGAUCCUGUGUUCGUUGGUACCUGCCAGCUCUGACUGGUGCAAGCAAUGCCUUGAGCCCUUUCACUUCAUUCAGUGGUGGGUUGUUUUGUUGGGUUUUGUUUUUUUUUUUUUGGCCUGUGUGUUUUGAAGCUUAUUAAAUGCUUCUCUUAGCUCAAAUUGACUCUGGUGAUGGUGUCAGGUUUUAGGUCGGAUUACAAACCAUGAGACAUAAUCUCUUUAUCUGUGGAGCAGGGGCCGUGGCAGCAUGGCCCCCUCCCCUGGCCGUCCUGCCACCCACCCUGUUCCUGACCCCCUGCACUCCCCACGGGAGCGCUGCAGGAUUGCAACUGCUCCUCUCUGACCUGUGGAAACAGUGACAAAGGCAAUUGGUGGUGGCUGCGUGUCAGAAACAAAUCGGGCUCAGUGGUGGAGGCAGAGGGUAAACUGAGCCAGGGCAGCCGGCGGGGGUUUGUCUCAGGUCCACGCUCAACCUCCAUCUCUGCUGAGCCCUCUCUUGUGGUCAAGGACUUGCCCACCGGGCACUGUACUCCCACCCCAACUCUGGUCCAACCUGAGGGAAGGGAGAUCUCCAGCUUCUCUGUUUUUUCCUUUUUUUUUUUUCCCCUCCUUCUUUUUCUAUUUAAAUCUCAUUUGCAAGCUCAUUAAGAAACUCAGGAAAUGUGAUACUGGGAACUCGUACACAAACGAGCAAUAAAGCUUUUGUCGAGCA